Brassica napus (rape) is the source of this 924-nucleotide messenger RNA. RefSeq lists its product as uncharacterized. The coding region runs from base 1 to 924 and encodes 307 amino acids. NCBI's taxonomy places the organism in Eukaryota, Viridiplantae, Streptophyta, Magnoliopsida, Brassicales, Brassicaceae. The record is from RefSeq and is a predicted model, not a curated record. The transcript has a single exon.
AUGUAUGCUUUGGCCAAGGAGACGAGCACAAUAGUGGAGAUUGCCUAUGAUCCAAAGAUCUUCCAUACAAAAGACUACAUUCAAGCUCUGGUAUCUUUUGAAACAAAGAAAUCGACAAAGCUUCUCAUAAAAUGGCUGUUAAAAAAAGGAGUUACGGUCAACAUUGAGUUCGAGUAUGAGCGUAUCCAUAAGCGUUGUUUUCACUGCCUCUGCCUCACCCACGAGAAACUGAAGUGUCCACUUCUCAUGAAGGGCCCCAAGAUUUUGAAGGAGUCUGAUCCGAGGCUUGAGCUUAUGCAUAUUUCCUUAUCUGAUAAGGUGGAAAGUAGUCAGAAGAACGCUCUUACUAAUGGCCCUCCAGGCUUCCCUCAGCUCUUUCCUGAGCUACCUCCACAGGAACAGAUGAUGAAUAUGCUAUAUGUUUCACACUCUGAUGAUGCAGAACGCCAUGCAAGCAUCUUUCUAGUGAAACAAUCACUUGCUGAUCAAGGAAAAUUGCAUGUGGCAACUCUUACUAGACUCACUUCUGACUUGGAUAAGGGCAAGGGACAUGUCUUCUCAUAUACUAAAAAUAAUUCGGUUGAGAAGCUAUCUAAAAUCCCAAGAGCUGCUCAGUCAUUACCAAUACAAACUCAGUUUCAUUCUGAGGAUGAAAAAUUGGAUUCAGCUUUCUCUGCAAUGGUGGGAUGCUCUGACUCUGCUGUCUCUACGUCUUUUCAAGUUGGAACAUCAUUAGAUCCUCCCGCCUGUGAUAGAAGAGUGGGGAAAAUGUCUCGUUGUAGGCCUCCAUCUUGGAAGAUAAAGGCUCAAGCCGUGAAAGCAGUGCCUAAUCGUCGUAACACUGCAGCAAGUUCGCUUACACUAAAGGAGAAUGGUGGGAAGAGUAAACCAGACUCUCUGAUACAUCCGCGUAAGCUAGGAUGA